UAGAAACUGAAACAAAUGUAAGAUUAAUAAAGGGACAUCCUUCACCCAGGAGACGACAGAUUAAUCCAGAAAUAUCCAUGGCUGUUGUCGCUGACAGAGAUGCUGCACCUAGAAAGGACAACCAAGGGUGGAAGAUACAGCCUAAUGAUUUCAAAAGAAAUUAUUUGCCUGGCCAACAUCCAAAGGUGGUACAGCUGCUGUAUGAAGUCAGGUGGAGCAGAGGUACCAUCUGGAGGAACUGGUGCUCAAACACUUCUACUCAACAUGCAGAAGUCAACUUCCUGGAAAAUUGUUUCAAGGGUGGGCCAUCAGUUUCUUGCUCCAUCACCUGGGUCCUAUCUGUUACCCCUUGUGGGAAAUGCUCCAGAAGAAUUUUGGAGUUUUUGAGGGUACAUUCCAAUGUGACCUUGAAAAUAUAUGCAGCCAAGCUAUUCAAGCACCUGGAUUUCCGUAACCGGAAAGGUCUCAGGAACCUGGUGAUGAAUGGAGUCGUCAUACGUAUCAUGAAUCUUGCAGAUUACAAUUACUGCUGGAAAACAUUUGUUGCAUAUCAACAUGGAGAAGAUGAUUAUUGGCCCUGGAACUUUGCUUCAUACAUCUUUCUGAACUGGACAGAGCUCCGUCAUAUCCUUUUGCUGCAGAAGUAUGGCCUACUAUCCUACUAUGCAAGAAGAAGAUGGUUCACAGAACAGGAGAGGAGACCAGGACUGCAGUUAACUUUCUGUCUCAGCCACCCUUUGUGGGGGACUUCCUCCAUUGCUGGAAUAUUGAAUACUAGCAAGCAUCAGUGGCAGCAUGCUUUCAAGAUCACUUUGUUCAUCAUAACAUUAAAUAUAAGACUGGAAAAGCCAGUCUCUGCCAGCCUGUUCCACUGAAGCCUUGAACUUUGAGCUUCAUAUUGUCACCAGAGAAGGCUCUUAUCACUGACAAGGCUUUGCUAAGUACUGGACACAACAGAAGGACAUAAACCACCAGGAAGUUCAGAUGAUGCAACCAGGCAAGGAGGACAAACAGUGCUUCUCGAUCUUUACAAGGCUUCAAUGGGAAUGGAGACCAUACUUCAGAAUCAAGCCUUUUCAUGUCUCAUCCUACAAUGAGAUUCUGCAAGUGGCCUCUUGAGAGGCUAGCAACUAACAUUUUCCAUGGUCUGAGCUGUUCCAAAGAGAUUAUUGAAGCAUUCUGGAUUUUAUAGAAUUUCUAUGCAGAUCACUUUUAUGAUGUCUGGAGUUCAGCUAACAUAGAGUUAGUUUUCACAAGAAGCUGGGAGGGGACACAGCCAGGGGAUCCAACCAAGCUCUCCCAGGUGAUAUUGGAUACCAGAUGACAUCAUGCUCAGCUCAGUAGAUAAACUAGGGGAGCUGGCUAGGGGGCAGAGGAGGAAUCAAGGCUUGAGAGCAGGCUGGGCAUUGGGCUCUGGAUGGCGAGCAAUUGCAAUGUACAGCACUCUUUGUAUAUUCCUUUUAACAUUACUAUUAUUAUUUCUUCUUUCUUUAUGCUGUCCCAUUAAACUGUUCUUAUCUCAACCCCAUAAGUCUUUACCUUGGACAGGGAUUUAACUUGUCCCUUGGACAAGGAUUCUUUUCCCUAUCCAACCAAGGUGGGGAGGAGUGAAACAAGCAUGUUGCUGGCUGAGCCCAAACUGCAACAUAUGGCUAUGUAUGUUUCAGAAAAUACUUCAUGCUAUUACUGCAUUUACAUAAUAUUUCUUAUACUACUGCUUUUAUUACAGCAUAUGAUUCUAUGAUCAUAUUACUAAGGAUUAUAUUGCUUUGUUAAGGUUUCAUUCUCCCCAUAACUGUAGAAGCAACAGAAUAAAAGGGAAAACAUCAGCUUGUGGAAACUUUGCUUCUCUUGUUCAGUUCAUGGGCAUGCAUCCUUCCCUUGUAAUUCCACACUCUUCAGUCCUACCUGUUCUUUACAGACUGGGGGAACACAGCAACAAGUUUCUGCUUUUUCAGAUGGAAAUGCUAAUAGUGAGGUAGGAAAUACUG
Molecule: messenger RNA, 1991 nt
Organism: Colius striatus (speckled mousebird)
Lineage: Eukaryota; Metazoa; Chordata; Aves; Coliiformes; Coliidae
Gene: APOBEC1
Product: apolipoprotein B mRNA editing enzyme catalytic subunit 1
Exons: 6
Coding region: 78-875 (265 amino acids)
Biological process (GO): cytidine to uridine editing
Cellular component (GO): nucleus; cytoplasm
Molecular function (GO): cytidine deaminase activity; RNA binding; zinc ion binding
Source: RefSeq, a predicted model, not a curated record